CCCCCCCCCAGGAUAUUCAUCUGGAACCCCCAGCAUGGCCCAGUGAGUGCAGGUCGCCGGCCCCCAGCUGCCCCCGCUCCCUCCCACCUCUCACCUCUCCAGGUGGCUCCCGCUGCUGUCGGCCUCCGCCUAUCCCGGGGCGGGACGCGUCUGGACGCGUGUCAAGUGCGAGACGGGAAGCGAGGACUCAUGGCCGUGGAGGAGGGUGGCGGAGCGCUGUUGGGCCAUGAGGUGCGGGCUCCUUGUGCUGUCUGAGGACCCCAGCGCAAGGUCUCAGCGCAAGCACCGACCGUCCUGCCACAGUGAUGACCCAGCUACCAGUGCGUGCCUCAUCGCUGACGCGGGGCGGUGCUGGCGGGCGGCUCACGGGCGGUGACGAUGAGCAAUCGCUGCAGGCGUGACCUCGCAUCGUACAUCCACGAGCAUGACGGCAGCGGCGGCGGCGGCGGCGCGGACGAGGCGCAAUGGCGCGCGGAGGUGCUGUGCCAACGCUGCUCGUCAACGGACGUACGGCGAGUGGAGCACGUGGAGCACGCGGGGCGCAUGGAGCAUGCAGCAGCAAGAGACGCCAAUGUCUGUCGGGAGGCAGCGGCGCACACGCAGGUGUCAAGCUCCGAGCGGGAGAGGGAACGGUGCGACUGCUGCAGGGCCCAGGGGAGGGCCGCUGGCCAUGGUGGAGACGCCAUACGUGGCCCAAUGUCCCCAGAGAAACACCGAGCGCCGGAGCGAGUGAGGAGGAACAGCCGUGGGGAAGGGACACAUGGUGGUCUAUGCAGGAAUAAGCCGGCCGGCCCCAAGAGCAACCCUACCAUCGGAAUUGCCUACCCGCAACAGAAGGCUGUUCCACACAGGAGGGCCCCAGGGCCGCGGCCGCCCGUCAAUGGGAGCUACCGCUUCCACGUGCCCCGCAUCCCCGAGCGUGAAGCCGAGCUGCAGAAGGAGGACAUUGGCCACCGGCAGCGCGGGGAGGCACCGCACUUCCAUGCCCGGCCGCCUGUGGGAAAGUGCCCGCCGCUGCCCACGCGUACGGCUCAGCAGCAGCAGCAGCAGCACGAUGCAAGCCCGCAGGUCUUCCCGGAUGGGCGGAUGCAGGGCGGUGCCUUCCGUGAGGAGCUGGGUCCUGUCGCUCACAUCCCGCACUUCCACCGCAGCGCGACUGCCGCCACUCCCUGGGGGUUCGCAAGCGCUGGAGGGGAAGCGGCAUCAUCUGACGAGGGCAACCUGCUCCUCAGCGGCGUCGAAGCCUCGCUCCUCGCACAGUCGCUGCAGGCGGUGUGCGGGCAGCAGCGGCCACUCCCGCGUGACUCACCGCCCGAGCCGCUCGCGCAGGGACCCUACUCGCUACAGCCGCCACCGCGCUUCUGCCACAGAGAGCACUCCGUGCACAGGCUGCCCUACGGCGAGAUGCACUCUGUGCCUUUCCCGUGCACCGCGCAGCUCCCCGUCAAACACUUUCCUCUGCCCCUAUUACAGCAAUCCACGCUGUGCCACCAUGGGCCAAUAGCACCCUGGGUGGAGCGCACGCACCCAUCUGCCCCGUUCAGCCCCAUGGAGCCCUCGGAUGACGAGUCGUCUGGCCCUGCGCAGGCAGCGCCCUUCGGCUUCCAGGGUCCAUGCUUGCCGACAUUCGACGGCAGCGCUACCUCCGACUGCGGCUUCUUGAUUCAGAAGCACGGCAGCCUGAAGCAAAUGCCGGCCGGCUUCUCCACUGGCAAUGCGGCUGAGCAAGUGGCCAGUGAUGGCGUGAAUGGCACGGACACAUUCCUUCUGCCUCCGUGGGAGCUGCAGGAGGCGCCGUUGCUGUGCGUGGAGGCUGACAAGGGACUACCAUUCCUGUGCGGGCAGGAGCCUCGCUUGGACCAGCUGACACAUGGCACCGUUCCCAAGAACAACAGCAGCAUUAGUGGCAGCAGCGUGGGUCAUCAGGAGCAGCACAUGUCCCUGGGCCCGGUUCCACUGGGCCUGGCCAAGCUGCCCUGGCAGCAGAUCUACCACGCGCCCAUCACGACAAACCAGAACCGGAUUGAACUGUCGCGCCAGCUGAGCAAGCAGCACCUGGUGAUGUCGGCAUUGGCACCGCACGGCAAGGACUGCGCAGACAGGAAACGCCCACUACUCCCUUUGGAUGAGGUCUCAGCCUGGAGAUGUGAGGCAGUUGAGGGCUACUCCGGGGCCCCGCAGGGCCCUGUGCCCACAUUUCCUCCCCAUGAGAGCCAGGAGCCGAGGAUUCCGGGUGUCUUCUCUUUGCCGCAAGCUUUCUUCGGUGCUCACGUCAGCAGAGGGAAGGCAACACCUGUACCCAUUCGUGCGGCGAGCAUGGCCGCUUCCCUGCAGAUGUCGCCGUCCUGCGCAAGUCCUGGAGGGCCCUGGUUGGGACGGGCGCGCGCAGGGCCCUGGGGCUGUGAGGGGGGCAUGCCACCGAGUGACGCGGGACUCGACUUGCCGGCGCCAGGUGAACGACAGUCUCAGCUGGACGCCGCGGGGCAACUUUUGCAGGAUUCACUGUGCAGGGUCAUGGGAAUGCAUGUGGCUGCGCAAAACCAGCAGAGCUUCCUUAACUCCCUCAAUGGUGCCAGCUUGGACGGUCUGGACGUGUUCUUGACGUGCCGGCAGUGUGACAAGAACUUCGUCGACGUGGCAUCGCUGCUGCAGCACCGGCAGACAUGCAGUGUGCCGACUGGGCCAAGUGCCGCUCUGCUGGAAAGCAUGACCUCCUCGAUCGGCAGCAGCUCCUGUCGCUCAGCAAUGCAGCAGCCUGUGUCAACGCAGCUUCCCGAAGGCGGAGGUGCGAGAAGCUUCGAGUGCAGCACGAGGGCCUCCUCCUCCUCCGUCUGCGCCGAGAAUAUCCCGGCAAAAGCCAACAAGGACGAGCUCUCGGUCAACCUGAGCCAGCUGGCCACAGCUCCGGGCCACCUCGCUCACACGACGGAUUUGGACAUGGACGACGCGGCCCGGCUCGACAGCCUGAUCAUCGAGACGCUCAACGGGCUGGGCUACCACACGGACGAUGGUGAGCUGGACAGCAGCUUCAUUGAGGCGUUCACAGACGAAGAUGCGCUUGUGCCACGUCGUGCCGGUGACGUCGCAGCGACAGCUGCGUUGCCACAACCUCCAGAGAGCACAGCGAAGGUGGCCACGCGGGACAGCGACGUCGGGAAGGGACACGAGGAGACGGCGCCCACGGCGACCGCGGGGCGAGGCAGAGCCAGUCGACACCGGGGUAGGCGCGGGCGAGGCAAGGAUAUGCGGCAGCUGUACCACACCAGCAGGAGCAAGAAGAAGCAGCGAAGGGGACGGUGGGCAGCCCUGCCGGUCGGGAAGCGGAAUGGCUAUAACCUCAUGAUCACAACGCCUGUGACGUGCGUGCCCACAACAUCUGUCUGCUUGAGACAAGACGUCCUGGCACCAUCACCAGACAGCUCAAGUAGCCCCCUCCGGCCACACCAUACAUCCUCACACGAUGUUGUUGGUGUUACUGGUGGAGGUCUGGGAGAUGGCGCUCUUGAUGGGAACACGUGUGGAAAGGAUGGACUCAGUGCUGACAUGGUGGAACCAGAGUCCCUCAGCUCACGCCCAGAGAAGCCUCUGCCCUCCGUGUCCAAACCCAUUGCUCACAGGAGCACUAAACAUGUGGACGUGCUGAGCCGGAGGGGAGUGAGCGGCCGGCUAAACAAGGAGCUCAUUCACAAAAUCGUGCUGCAGAAAAACAACUUCUAUAAAGUAAGAAUGAAGCCAUGGAGGUCGCCCCUCGACAAGUUGAAGCUCGUUUUAAACAUCCCAAAGUCCGUGGUGAAAGAUCAGCCACUCGGCGAGUAUGACUACAUAUCUGAUACAGACACGGAUCAUGAUCCCAUGGGAGCCAAGGGCAUAAAGAUCGACCUAAGAGAGGUGCCUUUGAAACAGCCGAUCGCACUAAGUGAGAGGUUGAACAUCGCCUCAAAUACACAAACCACCACAAAUUUCUCACCAGGGAAAAACAGACUCAAUUCUGAUACUGUGCAACAAUCGGAAUUUUUUGAGCACCAGAAAGAAUCACACGCCUGGAAGGAGCACCACGAUAAAGACACAGAGCUGGGCAUUGCCACUGAACAUUGUAAGCAUGACGGUGGCAGUCGUGCCAGUUCCGGUGAGGCGGCAGUGUCAAGGGAAGAGGAAUCUCAGCCAGGGAUGGAUAGGGGGUCCCUUGGCGGCAUAUGCAGCCCAGGGCUACAGGGGGGGGCCCGGUUCCAUGAGGGAGCUUCUCUACAGGCCCUCACCAGUCCCUGCUGGAGACUGGAGGAUCGUGAGAGGUGGAGCGAUGCCAUGAGCUGUGAGUCAGGGAGCAGCAGAGAUGACCCGACACAGAACUGGGAACCCGGCGCUCAGCACUCGGACUCAACCAGGCCCCUGCAGCAUCCGUUGCCGGCAGUCUCUCCUGGCGCCAGCCACUCACUGGCAAGUACUGCCCUCGAGGUAUUUGAUUUGGGUGGCAGCGCCAGCCCUCAGCUGCCCUUCCCGUCGGGCGGCCACCUGGGCAAGACAGCGGCUCACUUUGACGCAGAGGACAUCCUGGAGGCACUGCAGCUCAGCGAGCUGGGCGAGCGGUCGCGGUGUGAACCAAUCGAGGCCAGCGGAGUGGCACAUGCCACUGACAUCGGUCAGGAUGGCAGCGCGGCCCACGUGGACAAUCUGAGCACCACGGAUGCCAUGGAGAAGGAGUGGUCCUUCCUAGACGAGAUGAGCAGUAUUUUCUCAGGGAAUUUUGACCUCAACCAAGAGCUGAACUCGAAUCUAACGCAGCCACUGCUGAGUCACGGUGGAAAGCUGUCACUGAAUAUGGAAAGUAAUUUCGAAGAGCAGACAGACAUCGGCUCUACAGAAUUUCACAUGACAGAGACGUUUCACACUCCGCCUUUAGUCCAGGGUAGCAAGAUCAAGAACAUAAUGGACACCAUUACAAAUAUCACGGAUGUGGAACACCUUAAAAACACAGCUUUGCACAAUGACACUUGCAUCUGCACUUCAGAGAGCAGCAACAGCAGUAGCAACAGAAGCAGCCUCGGUGAAGGACAGCCAGCCGAGUGUAGGAGAGGAAAAGCACAGUCGUCCGAGUCUGUUGUGGCAGUGCCGAGUGAUGCCAAGACAAAGCCCAUCAGCUUUCUGUCGCCAGUGCUGCACUGUGACUUCUGGACAGGCGACUUCCACCCAUUCAGCCCUUGCUUCGAUGAAGCACCAUCGCCGUCCCCGGACUCCCGUGCGCUCACCGUGCUCGAGCGCUAUCUGCCCUGCAACAACAGCACAAGCGAAAGUGGUGCUCUAACCAUGUCCCCAGAGACCCGGAGCAUUGCACCAGGGCUGAUGAUGAGGACGACGACAACAAUGCCACUUGGAGCGAAGUUGCCACAGGUUGAAUUGGGGCAGCUUGCUUUGCAAGCUCCCGAGGACACGAAUUUCCUCCCAUCAGCUCCACUAAGCGUCCUGGCUGCACUGUGUCACUCGGAUGAAGAUGCUUCAGCAAUGGUCGCCCCCUGCGGCAUGCUGAGACUGUCAGACUCUGAAAAACUAGAGCUUUCACAGAAUGGUAAUGUUACUGUGUGCAAAUACACGGGGUCUCUAACAGCUGAGCAGGAAGCAGGAAGCAUUUCACUGGGACUGGUAAAGAACUUGGAAUGCGAUGAGGUCCACACACAGCCUGCAGUUACUUGUGAUGAAGCUAAAUGUUUCUCUGAAAACGUCACACUGAAUGGAGUCCCUGAACUCUGUGAUGAAAGCCCUGAAGCUGCAGUAGCAUGCAUCAAGGAGAAGGCCAUGGUAGAUUUAAGUUCAGCGCAGGGUGACCCACCCAUCUGUUCAGAGUUGGAACCCAGGGACUCACCUUACUUUCCUACAGAUGGAGCACCUGGAGUUGGAAUACAUUCGUCCAAGUGCCAGAUGCCCAUGAAUCCUGCCGUGGGCCUUCACGACGUUCUCUACUCCCCUAUUUCCCCUGACAGCUUCAUCUUCAGUGACGCGGCGAGUUGUGAUGGUGGCUCUGAAACUGACAUUGUGAGCAGUGCUGAGUGCGGUGGAUUUGCAGGUGGAGCCUCUGCCAGGGAGGACAUGAAACCAGUUUGCAGAAGCCUUGUGCAGAUUAAUGAAGAUCUCCACGUGAAAUCUCUCCUGGACUCUUCUACACUUGAGCACAGCCCAAAAGCAGAUCCGGAAAUAGAGCUCAUGGACAGCAUAGUUAAAUCUGUUGAAUCAAGUUAUGCAAUAACAAAAGAGAAUGUUGAAGCAGUUGGUGAGUGUAUAAUUGAGUCUACAAAGCCUCCAGAAAUUAAAAGACCAAAGGCCACAUGUGAAGGUUUACUCUUUGCAAGCGAGCACAUCUCUUUGGGUCAUAGGAGCUGCAAUUUCUCAGCCACAACAGUUGCAGAGAGUGUCAUGACCUCUUCUCGUGCUUCUCCGCACUCCUCCAGUGGUGACCCCUGCCCUGACGAGCCUCAGCAGCAGCAGCCACAAGCAACUGGGGGAAACAGAUGUCAUCUCACCAAUGCUACCGAGUCGCCUCGUAGAAGGAGAAACUCAUGCCCCAGUGAAGGAGCGAUGGGUCAGCAGCUGCGCUUCGCAAAAGAAAAUGGAGAAUGUAUCACCUCUCAGUCUGAUGCUGUCCCACUGAAUAUUCUGCACUCAUCUCAAAAUGAAAGCAAACCUGAACGGGCAUUGAAAACCAAGGCAAUGAACUCUUCAGGUGAAACUUGCUUGGGGGAGCGUGGGAACCCAGAGGCUGUUUAUCUUCACGCUGAACCCCAUCGAGGCCUCCCUACCAAAUCUGCCGAGCUCCUGGUCACUGUAGUGGCCCACCAUGAACAAGAACUCAAUCGAACUGCUCAGCACUGGGGCUUGGGUGCCACGCGGCUCCAUGUGGAUGAGGAUAACAGCGCACAUCCGGUGGCCUUCACAACAAACCGAGGAUCACAACCAGUGGAGCUUGGUGACCGGUGCGAGGCCAUAGGAGAGCAGGGUGGCCCUUCGUGUUUGGGCUCCUCCUUGCUGGAGUUCACUGCUACAGGAGGAGGACGCGGAGGUUACGAAGGAGCCAGAGAUCACGGUGGAGCCAUCGUCAGUGGGAGCCAUGAGCUCCCUCGUUUAAACACGGAGCACACAGGUCCCGACCUUGAUCAGCCAGUCGCAGGUUCAGCCACCAAGAGAGAAAACCACUCUCUCGAUUACGAAGAUGCACAGACAGUGCCAUUGUUGGCGCUGAGUGACACAUUUGGGAAGUCACCUGCAGAUAUUGAGGUGAGAGCCCUGAGCAGUGGUGAACCUGAAGCUCUGGAAGAAGCACCACCACUCAAGAAGGGCACUCACUCCAGCCCUCCUGAUCCAGGGUCCAAGAUAAUGAGCCAUCCUUGUCCACAUUCGAUAACCCAGGCCCCCAGUUCCCCAAGCAUUGAGGUCAUCACGGGAUGGGGUCCAGAGGAGGCCUCCUCAUUGUGCAAUGUGUGCCAGGCUUCCUUCAGGUCCCGGGUGGGAUUAGUGCGGCACAAGGCCAUCAGACACAAUGCACAAGUGCAGCUUGAUGACAUCUCGCACGUGAAGGAGGAUGCAGUUGAGGGGACAGAAUCGGUGGUGGCAGAAUCAGCGGGGGCAGCACAGGAGGGAAUAUUGCAUCCUAACCUUUCCAUGCUCACACACAAUACCGACCUGCGCUGGCCACACAAGCAACCUGUGGCAGACAUUGACGGCUGCUCACGUCCCCAUAUAGCACAUCUAGAUUCAACCAUAACAACCACCAUCUCCCAGGUGUGCAACACAGACAUGGCCACGACUGUGAACAGUUCCCGACCAGUGCAACCCGAACUAUCGCUACCACAAUGUGGUUCUCUCAGCCCAUGCACACCGGUGGUGGAGAACACAACGCAGGCUUUUGUCGAGAGUUUGUUCCAAUUCAAUGAACUGGACCAUAUUCCUGCAGCUGCGACACAUGAGAGCUCAGGUACUGAGAUGGACGGUGCAGACAACAGCCCUAAAAGAGCUGGUGGUGUUGGUGAAUCCGUGAUGGACAGGCACCGGCUGCCGUCGCUGCUUGAUGGAGACGCAAUAAGAGAUCUGCAUGCACAAUCGGAUGCAGGUGCCGGAUUAGUGAAGAUGUGGGAACCCCGUGCACAACCCAGAGCGACAGAGGAGGAUGAAGAAGUGGGUGGACAGAGAACACCGGAGCCCCGAAGCCCCUUCUACAGCACCUCUGCUCCAAGGGUGAUGCCUGGCCCCUACGACCAGAAUAAAAGUGUGGAGGAUGAGGAGGACAAGGAGGAGGAGGAAAAUGAAGACACAGAACGACAGGAUAUGGCAUCACAUGGCAGUAGGGAGGAGCCGAUGGUGCUGGAGGAUCAUGGAGGGCGCAGCUUUGAUGCUGACCUUUACCAGGGCCCCUGCAGCCUGCAGGCUUCGCUACCCCUACAAGACUCUUAUCCUGGUUGCCCCAGCGUGGCUAUGUUUAGCGGGAUUCUGGAGGAGAGGGAGGAGAAUGGCAGCUGCAAUGGUAACAGACAUCCCGAAUGCAUUCCAGAGGUGGCGCCCAUGGAGAUGAUGGGCCAGUGUGAGUUGACCAAAAGCCCUAUGCUGGACCUACCCGAGGACCCCUUCAUCGAAGCCAUCGAGCGGCACCUGAGCACAGUGCGGGCGCACGCGGAUGCCCCCCGCGACGUCCCAAUGCGCGGCAUCGCCGAGCCGAGCGCCGAGGAACCGCACAUCUGUGACCUCUCCUCGGCCACGGCAGCCCACGGCGGCCGACGCUCACCGGCACUGGACGAACAGCUCCUGCCAUCCUUCGUGGAGGAACGUCGCCUCUUCUCGCCGUCUCCAUCCGACGCGUCCGAGGCUCUGGUGGAUGCGCACCUCCUGGCAGAGCCACUGCCACCGGGGUUCCUCGAGGGGGUCCUCCGGGAACUUGCCGACGAAAUCAAAACGAGUUCCCGGGGCCGGCACGAGCCGACCACGAGAAACCGCGACAAGCAGUACAAGUGUCGCGCAUGUUUCCAGUGGUUCCUCACGCUGGGCGAGCUGGACUUCCACAAGCUGUCACACAUCCCGGCGCCGCCCCCUACUUGCUACAUGUGCGUGCAGCGCAAAUUCAGCUCCCGCGAGCAGCUGCGCGAGCACCUGCGCGAGAAGCACUGCAAGCAAAGUCAGCAGCGGACGUGGAGCUGCGGCAUGUGCCUCAAGGAGCUGUCGGACAUGUGGAUGUACAACGAGCACCUGCGCGAGCACGCGGCACAGUUCUCCAAGAAGGGCCAGGUGCACAAGAUGGCGCUCAUGAUGGCCGCGUGCAACGACGAGUACGGCGCCCGCGACUCCGACAACGACGAGGAACGGGGCCCGAAGCCGCAGGCGCCGCCGCUGCCCGUGGGGGCCCUUCCCGAGCCGGUGGACGGAACCGGCGUGGACGCGGCAUCCGUCUCUCCUGGACAGGCCCCCAGUGGGGCGCGAGAGGGACUGGCAACGAAGGUCGCGACUGCGGGACCCGAACAGGGACCCGAACAGGGACCCGCGUGCGAGCUGGCGGCCGCGCGCAUCCCCGCCGGGGGGGUCCACCCCGACUGCAAGGACCCUUCGCGCGACUGCCACCACUGCGGCAAGCAGUUCCCGAAGCCCUUCAAGUUGCAGAGGCACCUGGUGGUGCACAGCCUGCAGCGUGCGCACGUGUGCCAGCUGUGUCCCGUCGUCUUCCUCGACGCGUCGGACCUGCGGGCGCACCUGGGCGCGGCUCACGGCGUGGACGAGGAGGAGGCCGAGGUGGUGCGCCACGUCACCAUCUACGACUGCGAACAGUGCGCCGACGUCAUGCACGUCAUCAAGAAGUCGUUCAUCUGCAGCGCGUGCAACUACACCUUCUCAAAGAAGGAGCAGUUCGACCGACACAUGGACAAGCACCUGACGGCUGGGGGAGCCGUCAGGGCCUUCCGCAGGGCCGUGAGGCCGCGGGAGUUGCCCCGUGCCAACACCAGCUCACGUGCACUGACCAUGGAUUGCGGCCCGCGACCGAAGAGGUGCAAACUGGGGGUGGACGAGGGCGAGACACCCGAGAUGUUUGCAGAGCGCAGGCGAAUGAUGUUCGGCGAGGAGCCUGAUGAAAUGGACGGAUAUGCUCAUGAGAACCCCAUGCACUCGGAAACGAUAGGGGCAGCCAACAUCUUCACGAUGUGUGUGGCGAGGUCUCAUGGCUUCCAAGCAAGGAUCUUCCCUUCUGAAGCACCUGCUGAUGAUGAUGAUGGAGAUGAUGAUGGAGAUGAUGAUGAUGAUGGUGGUGAUGAUGCUGAUGAUGAAGUUCUGCAAGGAAACAGCUGUUUCACUGUUCCUCAUUCCCCGCCUCCACCCCUCACCGAGGGCAAUGUGUGUGUGGAUGAGGUUCCCAUGUCCCGAGAAAGGGUGCUCCGAGGGGUCUCAAUCCCCGCGGGGGGGCCCGACUACAGCACCAGCACAGGGGGCACCAAUAACAGCAAUAACACGAGGGACACCAGCCACAGCAAUUGCACAGAGGGAAAUAAUAUCAGCAGGACAGGGGGCACAAUCAGCAGCACAGAGGGCACAAUCAGCAGCACAGAGGGCACAAUCAGCAGCACAGAGGGCACAAUCAGUUGCAGCAACAGUACGGCGAACGCCAAUAAUGGCACAAGCACGGGAGACGUCAGCCACAGCACCAGCACGAGGGAUGCCGAUAGCAGCAGUAACAGCGGCACAGAGAGCACGAUCACAGAGAGAACGAACAGCAGCAACAGCAAUAGCAGCACGAUCACCAGCAGCAGCAGCAGCAGCAGAGAUAUCACCAAUCACAGCACUAGCAUGGGGAGCACUAAUAACACCAGUGCCAGCACGGGGGCCACCAAUAACAGCACUGGUACCGGGGGAAAUGAAAGCAGUAGCAGCACGAGGGACACAAGACACAGCGCCAGCAGCAGCACCGAUACAGGGAGCGGCACCAACAACAGCUGCAGCAUGGGGAGUACCGACAGCUACAGCACCAGCACAUCAGGCUCCAGCUACAGCGACAACACUGGGGACACGAAUAGAAGAAACACAGCGGACACCAACAAUAGCAUCAGCAGAGGGAAUACAGAUUGCAACAGCAUGGGGGACACGAGCAAUGACGGUUGCAGCAGCACAUGGGGCACAAGAACCAGCGGUAGCACCAGUACAGGGUCUAUCAAGAAUAGCAUUAAUAACAGCAGCAUCGGCAUGGGCAUUACCGAUAACAGCAGUGAGACGAGGGGCAUCAGAAACAGCAGCACUAGUAUAGAGGGUUCCAGUGCACGGGGUACCAGGGCAGAAGGUAAUGGUGCAGAGGGUACUAGCAUGGGGGUUACCAGCGAUACCAACAUUUCAGAAAGCAUCAGCGAUAACAGCAGCAGCACACUGGGCAUCUCCGGCACGAGCGCGGAAGAGUCUCCCACAGGGGUUGGCACCACAGGGGUCGCCGUCAUGGGGCACACCAGCAGCAGCAGCAGCAACAGAACAGGGGACAACAUCACGGAGGGCACCAGCACGCUGGGCACCGGCACAGGGGACACUUUACCAGGGGACACCGGCCAGGGAGGCUCCUAUACUCUAACAGAGGGCACCAGCAAUAAUCGCAGCGCUGAAUGUACUUUCAUGAAGAACAUCAGUAGCAGCCACGGUACGGGAAGUAUUAGCAAGGGAGGUACUAUCACGUGGGGCGCCGCCGCCUGCAGCACCACCAGCAGCUACAACCGGAAGAGCUCGCCUGAUAAGCCACAGAGAGGCCCCAAGCGACCCUGUGACAGCGCUGGCCCCACCGGCGGUUGCAGGGAGGCACCCAGCAAGCGCCUCAAGGUGGCGGCAAGGGCCCCCAAGCCGGGCCACCCCAACCAGACAGUACCCCGUCAUGGACACCACCUGGGUCUCACCUGCGGUGGUGGGGGAGGAUAUGUCGGUGGAGUCGGUGGUGGAACUGGCAGCAGAGGUACUGGCGUUGGAAACGUCACCGUGAGUGGCAGUGGAAAUGGUGGUACUGGUGGCGGGAUUGGUGGAACUGGUGGGGGAAAUGUUGGUGGUGGAGUUUCUAGUGAAAAAGUUAACAUUGCUGGAGGUGGAAAUGCUGGUGGAACCGGUGGUGGAAAUAUCAGUGGAAAAAUUUACGGUGCUAGUUUUGGAAGUGGUGAUGGAGUGUCCGGCAGAAAGCUCAAUGGUGCGAGUGGCGGAAACGUCAGUGGAACUUUUAGUGGAACGUCCGCUGGAAAUGUCAACGGUACGAGCUCGUCUGCUGGCGCAAGCAGCGACCUUGAAGACUCCAGGUCCAGCGUCGGCACCCUCUACACGGCCUUCUUCUCGAGCCACUCCUCGCGCGAGGUGCCGGGGCCCCACAGGAGGCCGCUGCUUGAUUCCCUCUGUGGCGGGAGUCGCACGGGAGGCCCUCACACCGCGAGGCCACGGCCAGCGCUGCCCGCCAGCUGCAAGUCGGCCCAGUCGCAGCGGGAUCUCCUCAACCAGAUGUUCGGCCACCGCCUCACGACCUUCAAGAUCCCGCUGAGAAAGGAGUGCAAGGAGCAGCUAUCGGAAUAACCAGGAGGCUUAUCAACUAUCGCCACGCAGUGUGGCCCUCUCCUGAUAUUGUGCAGCCAUCACCAUCACUGCUGGAUGAAGGCAUCCCCAUGCCAUCACAGUCCAACGCUGCUUCCAUGCAUCUCACUUAUACUCGUGUAGUCGAGUACCAUGAAUUACCAGACCAAAGAAGCCUUUACAUUACUUCUGUCCUGCUAUACCUCUCCAAGAUGUCUAUGUGGCAGAUUGUAUUUUAUACAGACGUGUUUGUUGAUUUUCCUCUGCCGAGGUGAGCGAGGUGGUGACACUGCAGUCAGUGGCCUAGCUGUUGAGUGCACAGGCAGUGCAACUGCACCGGGGGAUUCCCACGGGCCAGAGGGGAGGGCCCAGGCACCAGGCUACGAAGAGGGUGAAGCUGACAAGGGGGAGGGCCCAUUUAAUUCCUUGCAACAGCGCCCAUGGCAACCACGCCGUGCCACUGGUGUCAGUAUUCUGUGUUAUCUCCUGUAUUUAAAUGUUUACAGCUGUAGCGCUGAGCAAUCGCUCUCGGACACAACCACGAUUUGACGGAAACCGCAACCCAAACAACACGAGCAACUCUUAUCCCACCCAUCCCAGCCGGCACAAUGCUGCAUCAUCGAUUAAUAUUGAUUCUGAAGCUCGCAGCGCACAUGUCGAACUGCGGUGGCACAGUGGUUAGCGUGCUGCACUAUAAGCUCGGCCACUUGAGUUCAAUUCCCAGCCCAUGGCUAACAUGAGUGGUAAUAUCUAAAUUGGUCCUGCGUCCCCUCCCCCAACCUUCACCAACCUGUACUGAGCCAGCGCGGUGAGGUAUGGUCAAACAACACCCCCAUUACCGAAAUGGCAUGGGGAGGCCUUAAUUUAGCAGUGGAUUGACAUAGGGGGCUGAACAUUCUUAUUUUACAUGUAAUGGGCUGACGUUACCCACUUCAGCAGCCACGAGUGGCCGUUUAAUUCACCAGGCUGUGUUAUGGGCUGUCACAGACGAGUUUGUGUAGCUUCAUCAUUGAUAAACCAACAAAAAACUCCCUGAAAAGUCACUGUCAGAAGUGCUGCAUUGACGUCACUGUACACACGUGUGUCGACUCAACUCCCAUGGACAUGCGAGCGUUUUACGUCGACAUAAGUGCGACGAUAAGCGCGAUAAUUUAUAUCGCUGUAACUGCCACGUGGGUGCUCUGUCGGCUCUUAGUUACCACCCACAAGGGCAGGCUCAUAUCGACACGGAUGCUAAACAUCGGCACCCGUGCCGAUCUCGCAAGAUAUGAGGUGCUAAGAACCACACAUAUAUAGAAGCCUAUAUAUAGAUGUGCAGAAUAACACUAUAUACAGGGUAUAUAUACACAGCACUAUGAGUGCAGUAUAGACUGCACAUGUGCAGUAUGCUGUAUGACUAUGUAAUGGUGUAAUACAGUACUAUUAGUGCAAUGGAUGUGUAGUAUAUAUAGUCUAUAUACUGUACAUACUAUAAAAAGUGUGCAGAGAAGGCUAUUUACUGAUGGGUAAACAAUUUAAUAUCUACAUUAAUAUAUGUGCUUUUAUGUAUAUGUGCCUUCAUAGGUGCUCGCUAACAGCACUUGCCCCAACAGUCUGUUAAGGCUAUACGGGGGAUCUUUGUCUUUGCUGAGUGCAACCUUGGACACAUUAUGAAGUUAAGACACGGGGAUUAUGCGGCCGUGGUUCUGUGAUCUUUCUUUUUACGCGAAUACGGGACGAGGGUGGCCAGAGAAGCGGCAGGAGCCAAUGGGAAAUGAGUGGCGGCCCCGCUUCACCGCAUGUGGAAUUCGCGCCGGAGAAAAUGUUGGAUCAGGUGAAGUCGACACAAACCCCCACCCCACACGUGAAAAUCUAGCUGCGCCUCUUGGAGAUGGAAACGUAAUUUGACGCCUUAUAUCGAUAUAACCAUGUCACGUGGAAAGUUAAGUCGACAUCGCUCGUGUCGCAUACAUAAGCCGGUGUUAAUCCUGCCCUCAGUGGGGUCACUGCAUCACUGCUGCUGUGACUUCACAGUCCUUUCUCUCGGUAAGAAAGCUUCACACUCACGUGGGAUGGCCCGGGACACUCAGCCCAAACGUGCAGCUACAAGAGAAGAGGUGCUCGUUGUUUUAUUUGGGUCCCGAAUUCCUGUAAGAAUGCGUUACCUGGGAGUGAGGGGAGAGACGGGGGGCGGGAGGGAGGGGUGGGUUUGCUGUGAAAUCUGGACCCAGGUCUCCCCUGUGCCGUGUGGCCCUGGGUGGGGGAUCAUAGCGGACCUCCAUGCCACCACCGCCAGCCCGUGCGCAGCCAAGCCAACUUCGAUUUGAAUACUGUGACAGGUGCACCGGGUGGGGACCGUGCAGCGAUUGUGCGAACGGCUCGCUGGCCCCAGAGACAAGCCCUCUACUCUGAUCCAGCCCUGAACUCCCGACGCUAACCUCGACAGUAUUUCUGAGCCUUGCCCCUAGCCCUGAGCCUAGCCCUAAACCUAACUUUACCCUUAGAGACCUGGGUCUAACCCUGAGUCUAACCUUAUCCCUAACCCUGAGCCUAGAAGCAACGUUAUUGGUUGCCCUGAGCCUAACUCUGAAGAUAACCCCCACACUAAUCCUGAGCCUAGCUCUGAGCCUAACCUUACCCCUAAGCACGAUCUUCACCCUUACCCUAACCCCGCUAUACACCCUACAGGUGACCCCCUAAGCUUUGCUCUCACAUGAAGCCUUGAACACACGCAUAAUUUCUUACCCAAACCCUGAUCCCGAGUCUAACUCGAACCCUGAAAGUUUGCUGCCGCCAUGUGCAAGUGCUGCAUCUCAUCGUUCGUCAUUGUCUGUGUUGAUGUUUUAGUGUUGUGUGGUGGGGGACAGAGGGAGGGGGUCAUACCUGCCCCCCCAGGUUCGUUCCCCAGAGUUUAAUGUCUGACUAAAUAUGUUACGGGUCACUGGUAGAUUCGACGAGGUGCCACGUGACUAGUAGCCACAGCCAUAGCGAGAGGAGGUAUACUGGAUGUGGUGUGCCAGAUGCAGAAAUAUGGUGUUACCCUCCACUCCUCCUCAACUACUCCUCGAUCACCACCACAAUACUUGCUGUAUACCUGCUUGCCUCUCGUCAGUACACAAGUACAAGCACAUGUGUGCUUACAGACACGCACGUACACGUUGUGUGUAUAAAUAAGGUGCUUGCAUUGAGGGGGGUUGGUGGGCCACGUGAGGACGGGAGUCCUUGACUGGCCCGCGACCGCCCUCCUUCCACUCGCAGUGGACCAAACCCCAUGGUGCUAUCAACUGACACAGGUGUGUUACC
Messenger RNA from Petromyzon marinus (sea lamprey), 15819 nucleotides. Lineage: Eukaryota; Metazoa; Chordata; Hyperoartia; Petromyzontiformes; Petromyzontidae. The record is from RefSeq and is a predicted model, not a curated record.